AUGUAUGUAGUUUUCUGGAGAGAAUUAUCCUUUUAUUCUAUUAAUUGCGCGAUUGGGAGAUGGAAGGGAUUCAACGUUUUUUUGCUGUUGUUCUUGUUUUUUGUCUGUGUGCGUGUGUUUGUGCGUGUUGCUUUGGCCUUCCCACUCCAGAGCCCUCACUUCGCGGUUGGGAGCCGCCGGGGAUAUAUUCUUGUGUGUUCGUGUGAUUUAUUUGUGAACGGAGCGUCCCACGGCGCGACCGCUGUCAGUGCCGGUGGUGUGGCUCCCGGCGUGGGGAGAGUGUGUGCCGUGACGCUCGCCCCGCCGCUGGUGUGCCCAGUGGGCGGAGCAACGCCAGUGACACACGACCCCUGCUUGUUGGCGACGCGGCUAUCCUUUUUUUUCCCCUGCUUGUGUUCUCUUGUAGCAGACUGCACAGUGUAG
This is a messenger RNA of Trypanosoma cruzi, 423 nucleotides long. RefSeq lists its product as uncharacterized. The transcript has a single exon. Lineage: Eukaryota; Euglenozoa; Kinetoplastea; Trypanosomatida; Trypanosomatidae. The record is from RefSeq and is a predicted model, not a curated record. Bases 1 to 423 code for a protein of 140 amino acids.